AUGUCGACAUCCUCUUCAGCCAACAUCCAGCCAUCCGUGUCGGCAUCUUCUCCUGCCACUGCCACCACAUUGACCUCGAAGAACCAGCUCUACGCGCUCGCCUCGCGCGUGCCGCUCAUCAAGUCUCCCUCCCUUUCCUUGCCCAAGCCAGUCAAGCUUCCACCGGACCUGCAUCCUCUACCCGCCGACAUUUCGGCCUACUUUGUCUACCCGUUCAGCCUCGAAUCGUACGUCUUGGAUGCAAAUACACCGAGUUCAGCCACGGUCGAUCAGCUGCUUGCCAAGCACAAGCAGUAUCUGGAGAACAGGGAGAGAGAAAAGCAGGAUAGGCAGAGAGAUAUCCUGAGGAAGGUUGCGCCUGGAUGGCAUGGUGCUGUGCUGCUGCCAACAACCAGCAGCAGACCCGAACCCGCAGCGAGUCGUGUGCUGGAUUCGAAAGCAGAGACCAAUCAACAGCAGAGCGAACAACGCCAGCUGCAGCACGAGAGGACGCCAUUGGACGAUUUGGCCGAUCAUCUCGCUCAGCUCGACGCUCUCAAUUCGGCCGGCGCGCCUUCGCAUGCUCAGAACGAGUAUGUGCAUCAGUAG
This is a messenger RNA of Mycosarcoma maydis (corn smut), 588 nucleotides long. RefSeq lists its product as uncharacterized. Lineage: Eukaryota; Fungi; Basidiomycota; Ustilaginomycetes; Ustilaginales. The coding region runs from base 1 to 588 and encodes 195 amino acids. The record is from RefSeq and is a predicted model, not a curated record. The transcript has a single exon.